Molecule: messenger RNA, 3063 nt
Organism: Symbiodinium sp. CCMP2456
Lineage: Eukaryota; Dinophyceae; Suessiales; Symbiodiniaceae
Source: the annotation of a GenBank genome assembly
AUGGCAAACGAAGCAGUUCCUGCUUACGGAGGCAAACUUCAGGAGAAGACUGCCACCGACUGGAAAGAGCAUCUGAAAAUCGCAACGGAGCCAAGCUUGCGAGAAGAGCUUUAUCGCCGCUGCCGACAGCUUGGUGUCGCACCUCCACCGGGAGCGACAGGGGCGGAGUUGGCCUUGUUUCUACAGGCCGUGGUGACGUGGCACGACAUGUCUCUGUCCGACCUCAUCAAGACAGCACGCCGUUUGGGCCUCGAGUCAUUCUACAACGAAACGGAGGAAACUCUCCUUCAGCGGAUUCUGGCCAAGACUUGGGAGCCAUGGCAGAUCCCGGUCCAAAGCUUCACUCACCUCGAGGUGGCUUUUGAGCUGCUGGAGUACUUUCAGAAGCUGGAGGAGCUUACGUGGGACGAGAUCAACACCCUCGCCCGGCAGAGUGGACUGCCAAUCGAGCCAGGCGUGCGGCGGGAGACUCUGCUGCAGCGCCUGAAGCUCUUGGCUAUUUGGGAGCAACUGCCCACUCCUGAGCUGGAAGCAGAGUGCUGGAGGCGUCUGCAGUUCUUCGACUCCUGCUACUCCGACUUUAUCUCAGGCCACUCGGGCAUGUUCUCCUUCGUGGACCUCAUGGCCUCAGAUCGACAGUAUCGCCAAGAAUUGCUCGGGCAACUGGUGAAGGAGAUGCACCACGAAGCCCUUGCUUUGAUGGUCCAGAAACAGUGUGAGGCCGACGAGAGCGGCGCAGACGACGAGUUUGCGAUGAGCGGCCAGGAUUUCGACGAAGACGAACCCUUCGUCUGCCUGGAGUGUGGGAUGUGGGCGCGGCCCAAAGGGGAGCCGGCCUGGGUUGACGGACACAGGUGCUGCGAUGACUGCGCUCUGCGGAUCUAUUACGAGGAACAAGCAAAGGCCCUACAAAGGGUGUCGGACGAGGAAGAGGCAGAGGUGCUGGAAUUCCUCCGUAAGUGGCGUGUGCCCGGGUGUGGACACGGAGGUGUGUCAGAGCCUGCGCCGGAACCGGCACCACGGGCAUCGGAGGAGACCGAUGUAGAGAGGGAUCAUGAAGACUGGCACUUGGGGAUCUUGGAAGAAGCCUUCCAAGCCACAGUCUGGCCACCCACGGAGUCGGAAGCGGACACGGGCGGCGAGGAGCGGAUCGUCUGUCGCCACCUGGGAUCCAAUUUCAAGGAUGUGGAGCCCGAGAGCGAAGGCUAUGCUGCGGCGGCCUGGAGAUUCAUAGCCGAGCUCCCCACCGAUGCGUCGGAGGGGGAGGACGACAAACUCCGGAGCCCAACGCCUGUCUGCGACGCAGAGCUUGUGCCAGAAGGGCGGUGCGCUCCAGAGCCUCCAGCGAUCCCGCCCCCUCACGUUCCAGAGUCGGAUCUGCUCUGCGACGUCCUGCAAGCCGAGCCACUCCGACGGAGCCCGCCGCCCUGUGCCUCCGAGCCCAGCUUCGCGCCCGCGCCCUCCUUGCAGACCGCCCCGCAGCAGGACGAGUCCUUUCCGAGGACCUCACCUUCGGUUUCUCCUUUGCGAACCUGCUUUUGCUAUGCCUCUCCUCUCCGGAGAGGCCUUCCCGAGCUGGAUGCAAGAGCCGACUGGGAGGCCAUCCAGGCGGAAGGCAUCGAUGUGACUGUGCAGACGGCCACGGUCAAUGCUGUGCAGGAGGUUCUGCUGAGCCGCACACGUCCGGACAUUCUCCACAUCUCUGCCCACUGCACUACGCUAGGCGCGUCACCCUGCAUGGUCUUGGAAGGAGCAGAUGGUAGCGCGGAUAUCGUGAACGUGCAUGACUUCGCAAACCUUGGGUGGUGGGGUGGCAUCGAGUUGUUAGUGUUGCUGGCCUGUGGCUCUCAAGCCGUGGUUCAGAGGCUCAUGAACGGGCACGGUCUCCGGCGGGCAAUUUGUUGCAACAACAUAGUCCUCGACUCUGCGGCCCAGAUCUUCUGCAGGACUUUCUACACAGCUUUGGGCGCCGGCCAGGCCCUGCGCUCCAGCUUCGAAGCUGCUAAGGCUUCAAUCCGACACUCCUCUAUGUCUUCGGGAGAGGCAUGCAAGUUCGUGCUCCUGCAGCUCGAGAACCGCGACAAAGGGCCUUUAGUACCAUGUGCGCUGGAGCGUGCACUGCUUCAGCCGCACGAGCAGUUUGAGUGGUCUCAAUGGCCUCGUGUCGAGGACUACAUUGGCAGAGAAUCCGUGGCGCUCUCCCUUUCCAGCCUCUUUCAACGUCGCCGUGCUGUCUGCCUCUGGGGGCAUGAGGGCAGUGGCAAGACCGCUCUGAGCAUGGAGUUCUGCCGUCACUUCUCGGCUCCCGGUGGUCGCCAGUUUUCGGCAGGGGCCUACCAUGUCAGCUACGACCGCGCCGUCCGAGAGGCGGGCGGCCAGAGUGUGGCCGCACUUCUUCUGCCGCAGCUCCUUCAGCAACUUCGCGGCAGCCCCCAUCACCAGGCCCACGGUGAGCUGGAUCCGCGGGCUGCCCUGGGCUCUCCGGAGAAGCUGAGGCAAGUGGUGCGGCAGCUGGACCAAGCUGGCAGCUGGCUCGUGGUCAUCGAUGGCCUGGAAGAGGGUGCCGGUGAUGCAGAUCGAGAACUCCUCGGUGAGUUGCUGCAGACAACGGUGAACUUGCGAUUGCUUCUCACGGCACGCACCCCUUUGCAUGGAUCUUGGGCCUCUCUUGGCUUCUCCAAGGUGGUGGAUUUCGCGCUGCCACCACUGCUGUCCGAGGAUUCUGCCCGACUCCUGGCCCGACGAGCCCGACGUCCGCUCUAUGCCAGGGACUUCCAGGCCCAUGGCCAGCAGGAGGACACGAGUGAGGAUCUUCAGGCCGUGGACACCCCCCUGAAGCUAUCGUCGGAUCUUAUCCAGAAGUUGAUGCGUUCGCCCCUCAUGGCGCGUGUCGACGGAGAUCCUGGUCAGAUUUUGAAGGCAGCAGCGGAGGUGCGAAUGGACUUGCCUUCGCUUUUGCGCCACCCGUUCUUGGAGCAGAGCUCCAACGAAUCCAUUGAACAGCCGGCAGAUGGCGAGGCCUCGCCAUUUUUCCUUCCUGUACUAGCAGAGAGCCGGUUGUGA